Messenger RNA from Acanthopagrus latus (yellowfin seabream), 5166 nucleotides. RefSeq names its product kinesin-like protein KIF27. The record is from RefSeq and is a predicted model, not a curated record. Gene Ontology annotation, biological process: microtubule-based movement; mitotic spindle organization. Gene Ontology annotation, molecular function: microtubule binding; microtubule motor activity; ATP binding. The coding region runs from base 330 to 4265 and encodes 1311 amino acids. The transcript has 14 exons. Lineage: Eukaryota; Metazoa; Chordata; Actinopteri; Spariformes; Sparidae.
AGCACGUUCACAAGAUGGCGCUGUUGCGUUCACGGACCACUCAGUCCGACCGCCGUGAAGACUCUUGAACGCCUCGUGCUCUCCUCUGCUGCUGCUGCACCGCGGCGGCGGUUUCCCGGGCAACCGAGAAGCGACAACAAAACUGGAGCAAGUUCACAACAAGACACCUGAGGGGAGAAGCUACACAGGGCCGACUUUACAGGGUUUGUUUCGGUAAAAUGUAAAUAAAUGACUGGAUUAAAAGAGUUCUCCAGAACUCAGCUGUAAGAUGCAGGACUGGAAGUGAAAGUCCAUUUAAGUUUGCGCUCGUAAUUCUUCUUUUCUACAUCAUGAGCGAGGUGUGUGUCCGGGUGGCGGUCCGUGUCCGCCCCUUGCUCCCCAAAGAAGUCCUCCACAACCACCAGGUGUGUCUUCGGGUGGUGCCGGGCUCCGCACAGGUGAUGCUCGGCUCGGACCGACUCUUCUCCUUCGACCACGCGUUCGGACCGACUGCCAGCCAGGACGAGGUCUACGAGUCCUGCGUCCAGCCCCUGGUGGAGUCCCUGCUCGACGGCUACAACGCCACCGUGUUUUGUUACGGACAGACGGGGUCAGGGAAGACCUACACACUCGGAGGAGGGAACCUGGCCCCUUUACCUGUCUCAGAUGUAGAGGGAGGGAUAAUCGACCGUGUGGCCCAGGAUGUGUUCCUGUUGCUGGAGGAGAAGAGGAACAACAGUGACGGUGUGGACGCCACAGUGCGAGUCUCGUACAUGGAGCUCUACAGGGAGGAACUGCGAGACCUGCUGGAGCUGCACACCGUUCACAAAGAGCUCCAUAUCAGAGAGGAUGAGAGGGGAAACACAGUGGUGGUGGGAGCCAAAGAGAUGGUUGUCACGACAGCAGAGGAGCUUCUGAGUGUUCUAGAGACGGGGAAUGCUCUACGCCACACUGGCACCACAGGGAUGAAUGAGCACUCCAGUCGCUCUCACGCCAUCCUCACCCUUCAGCUCACCCAGUGUUGCCACAACAACUCCUUAAAAUCUAUUCGCUCCUCCAAACUCUGUCUGGUUGACCUAGCAGGCUCGGAGCGGGCUGGAAAAACUGGAAACACUGGGACACGGCUCAAGGAGUCUGUUCAGAUCAACACAGGCCUGCUCGCGCUGGGCAACGUCAUCCGAGCCCUCUCUGACCCAGCUCGAAAUCGGCGCGGUAACAGCUGCAGCAGUGCACACAUACCGUACCGUGAUGCCAAGAUCACCCGUCUCCUCCGUGACUCACUAGGAGGCACCGCCCACACACUGAUGGUGGCAUGUGUGAGCCCCUCUCACCACAGUGUAGCUGAGACUCUGAGCGUCCUGCAGUUUGCAUAUAAAGCUCGUCACAUUCGUAACCGUCCUGCAUCAUCCGCUCAAACAGAGGUUAAAUCCUGUCCUACAUCCUGGGACCCUGGUGAUGCUCGACUGGGCGAGCUUGAGUUUGAAGUACAGACUCUGAGAGAGCUCCUGAAGGAGAAGGAGAGAGAGAUAGUGAUGGAAAAGGAGAGGACAGGUGGAGAGGGGGACAGCUUUAAGCAGCCCAAUCAGACAGUGAUAUCUACUCCUGAUGAUAAGGUCAACCAAGAGGAACCAUCACAGUACCGCCUUCUAGCACAGGAAGCUGCAGCCCUGCUUGCAGAUAUCACCGGCCCCACUCCAAGUCAUUCCUUCAGGCAGCGACUGCAAGACUGGCAGGAGAGACUGACAGCUGUCAAUCACUUGCAUCGCGCUGAUGAUAAGGGCUGUUCGGAGGGGGAUGGAGACCAAACCCGCCACGUUACCAUAUUAAAGCUCAGAGAGGAACUCAACAAAUGCAAGGAAGCGCUUACCUUAGAGGAACAACUUCUGGAAGAGAAGGAUGCAGAGCUGAGACGGGUCCAAAAAGAAGUAGAGGCACUUCUUCAAGAGAGCAAAACACACCUCCAGGCCUUAGAGGAAGAAAAGGAACGUAAUCGAAUACAGGCUGAACAACUUGUUGACCAGCAGGUCCUCAUCAGUCGUCUCCGCAGCGACCUCAUGACCUUCAGGGGUAAUACCUCGCAGGCACCGGUGGAAACAGGGGCUUCUGGGUACUCAAGCAAGAGACCCCGCAGUGUCCCUCUGAUCAGAGACAGCUCUGCACACGGGCCUCCCAGGAGGAUCCACUCCAGUCCCCCAGCUUAUUCUCUAGAGAGGGUGAUAGCAGCCUUUAAGAUGCGCGGUCAUCUCCUGCUGGCUGAGAUUGAAGAGAAGGAUGAGGUGUACUGUCCAUUCGUAAAGCAACAGGCGGAGAGAGAAGACAAGGAUCAAGAGAGGGAGGAGGAAGAAGAGGAUAUGAGCAGAAUGGGAUUUAGGCGCAUUUUAAACCGAACAUGGACCAGCAGGCAAAAGAAUUCAGCUUUGAAAGAGAAAACCUCCGGAUCAAACCAAACAUCUAGCGGAAAUCCGUCAGCACAGCAGACUCUGAAAACCACAGGGAUCAAGGAAAACAAUCAAAGCCAGAUGAGAAAGGAGAGACUAAGAGCCAGUGUCACUCAGAGACGGAUCCGAGAUCUGUCAGUCAACAUGCACAUGAAAGAGGAGCUCAUCAGAGAGCUUGACAAAACUGACAAGAAGACACAAGCAGUGGACAGACAUGGCAGGCUCAGUGUUGAUAGCAGAGAACCCGGCGUGUUGGCCAGACUCUCCAUGCAGAGCCAGCAGGUCAAAGCAGAGUUGUACCGCAGUCUGCAGCACAUGAGACUGCAGAGAGCACAGCUUCAGGCCAGCCUCAAGCAGCAGAGAGAGACCAGUGACAACAACAAAGGACUCGACCAAAAUGAGGCGCAAAGGCCAGGAGAUGUUACUGUAUGGAACCACAACCACCAGAAAGGGUCAAAAGAAAACAGUCGUUUGCGUGACAGUUGUUUGUUGGAGGAGGAGGAGGAGUGGGUGCUCCAGAGGAGAGCAGAGCUGCAGGAGCUGGAGGACGAGCUGAGAAGGCGAGAGGAGGUGCUCCUGCGCAGGGAGGCCUGUCUGCAACAGAAAAGCAAACUGGAGAACAAAAUGCUUCGUUCCAGUGAGGCUCUGAGUCAGGACCUGCUGCGUGUGUCGGUGCAGUUAGAGUCUCUGGAGGAGAAGCUUCAGAACAGCAGCAGAGUGAGUCGGACUGGACGGGUCACGGUAGAGGAGCUACAGGAAGAGAGAAACAAGCUUAAGAAGAGGAGAGACACUCUGGAUGCCCAGCUGAGGGACAACAGAGUGCUAACCGUUGAGGAGGAGCGUUCCCUGCUCCAGCUGGAGGAAGCUAUCGAAGCUCUGGAUGCUGCCCUGGAGUUUAAAAACCGCUCAAUCCAGGACAAACAGAAGAAGCUGUUAAUCACAGACUCGUCUUUAAGUCGGUCACAAAGCACUGAACCCGCCCAGCUAUGUGACGUCAACAGGAAGCUGAAGGAGCUCUCGACACCUGAGGCUUCUGAGCUGCUCGUCAAAUAUUUCAACAAGGUUGUUUGUCUCUGUGAGACAGAACGCCACUUACGUUUGCGUUGUGAAGAGCUGGAGCUUCAUGCUGGAGAGCAAGAGGUGGUGCUAAGGGAGCUGGAGGCCGCCAUGCAGCGUCUGGCCUUGGAUGCUGACCGCAGGCUCACCCAGCAGCACCGAGAUCACCAGAACAACAUCCAGCUACUGCUGCAGAAACUUAAAGAGGGUGGUUCAGAAGAUGCACAGCAGGCUAUCCAAGACAGAGUGCAGCAUCUAGAGAAAGAGCUGUUUUUCUACAAAAGCUCUAGCCGAGAGCUUAAAAAGAAACUCAGACAGUGUCUCAGUGAAGCCCUCCACCGUGUUGAUCAGCCCUCACACGCACAGAAGCACAAACACCCACAAAAUAUGCAAAUACAAGCAAGUGCACAUGAGCCAGAGACACACACUGAAGAGGUACAGAAGAGCACACAUAUUGUAACAACAUAUACAAAGAUACACGCUGAGCAAACAGACAAAAAGACACACAGCUAUUCUCACCCUAACCUCCAAACACACAAGAAGUAUGACAUGCCUGAACUUAACCAGGCACACACACAGUCCCAGGAGGGAAGUGAAAGAGGAGCUGGUCACUCUUGGGAGAGUUUAGAGGUCACACCAGUCCGUUUGUGUCGCAGAGAGCUGAGACAGAUCUGUCCAGCUGACCUGCAGGUCAGUGGUUCUGCCACAAGGAGGCGCCAGACAGUUGUGGAUACCAGCACAGAAUCAAUAUUAGAGGACUCUAUAGAAGUUACCAGGAACACUGACAGAUGAUGUUUUCAUUAUUUGUAGUCCAUCUGGUCGUUUUCUGUUGAUUAUAAUACAUACAAGACAUUGAGCAGCAAAUGAGAAUGCUGGAGUUUAUGACCUGAGAAGAAGAAGGUCUCUUUGAGUGAUACUGGAAUGUGGUUAAUGUUGAAAUGUCUGUGCAGUGAGUCAGUUCAGCCUCUUGUCAUCGCGCUGUUUUUCUAUUCAUCCUGUGUCCUUCGUGGUCAAAGAUUUCUAUCUCUUCUGCAGUGCUGAAUGCUGCAAAGUUUAAACCAUUCAGUAAGACAAGAAAGGCCGUCGUUGUCAUGACAACUAAUAAAUGACACGGAGGUGGGAUAGAACAAUUUCCAAUAACUCAGCUAUUGAAUGUUUUUUACACUAGAAAAUUGAGUGAAUCUCCCAUUUUUAGAUUAUUGUCUCAGAUAUUGCCUCAACACUGCACAUUCCGCGUGUUCUUUCAUUAAGUUAUUUGCAGACUGUAAUUUUCCAGCUCUUGAGAAGAGAACGGAGGCUAUUUAAUGCAAAAAGCACUUGUCUGAUAUAUUCUUCUGUAGUCAUAAGUAGGUCAACCUUGCAAUGAUCACAACACUUAAUCAAUUAUCUUCCUUUACAAACACUAUGAGUUUAGACAGAUACAAUUAGUUAGGGAUAAUAUAUUCAUCCAUCUGUUGUCAAAUGUCAUCAAAUAGUCUUCCACCUUUAAGCUUCAGCACUGAAAGUGGCCAGUAGCUGAAGUGUUUUCUGCACUUCAAAAGUAAUUUAAAGCUUUGUAAUGUUUUUAAUACAUUUGAUUUGUAUAUGUAAUUUUAUAACUGUGUGCACUAUGUACCAUUAAAUGUUGAUUGCUGUGUAAAUUAUCUUUUAUAUAUAUUAAACAAAUAGCAAUAAAUGCAUAUCUGUUUACUGU